This is a messenger RNA of Ruditapes philippinarum (Manila clam), 2514 nucleotides long. RefSeq names its product mitochondrial ornithine transporter 1-like. Gene Ontology annotation, molecular function: L-ornithine transmembrane transporter activity. The coding region runs from base 19 to 1035 and encodes 338 amino acids. NCBI's taxonomy places the organism in Eukaryota, Metazoa, Mollusca, Bivalvia, Venerida, Veneridae. Gene Ontology annotation, biological process: mitochondrial L-ornithine transmembrane transport. The record is from RefSeq and is a predicted model, not a curated record. The transcript is spliced from 5 exons.
UAACCAACAUUAGCAAAUAUGACUGUAACCUCAGACUCAUCACCCUUGCCAAUAAUAGAGACAAUACCUCUUGGCGAUCAUUUACCAACUUCUGAACGUGUUGUUUAUAAACGGAAUCCAGUGAUAGAUGGUAUAAUUGAUUUCAGUGGUGGAACUGCAGGUGGUUUUGCCUCAGUUUAUGUUGGCCAAUCACUGGACACAGUUAAAGUAAAAAUGCAGACAUUUCCUACACUUUACAAAAAUGCAUUUGACUGUUUUGUUAAAACAUACAAACAAGAUGGUAUUGCUAGAGGACUAUAUGCUGGCACAGUGCCAGCUCUAGCUGCUAAUAUAGCUGAAAACUCCGUUCUGUUUAUGUUUUACGGCAUUUGUCAGAAAGGAAUGGCUUAUUUAGUUAGUAAAGACAGUACGUUUCAUCUAAAUCCAUUAGAGAAUGCCUUGUCUGGUGGUUGUGCAGCUUUCUUCUCCUCCUUCACUCUAUGUCCAACAGAACUAGUAAAAUGUCGUCUGCAAGCAAUGAGGGAGAUGGCAUCACAGGGUAAACUUGAAGGUGGCAUGAACAGAUUAAAAAUAGGCCCCUUUGGGUUGACAAAGGAGAUCUUAAGGCAGGAAGGUAUAAGAGGCCUGUUUAAGGGCCUCACUGCAACAUUUAUGAGAGAAAUACCUGGGUAUGUGUUCUUCUUUGGAGGGUAUGAAGUCUCAAGACAUCUUUUAACACCAGAGGGCAAAACUAAAGAUGAAAUAGGGCCAGUAAAGACAAUAAUAUCAGGUGGUAUUGGAGGUGUGGCCUUGUGGACAGCAAUAUUUCCAGCUGAUGUUGUAAAGUCACGUGUACAAGUAGCUAGUACAGUAGGAACUAUAGAACCAACAUUUAGAACUGUAAUAAAACAAAUAUACAAAGAAGAAGGAAUUUUGGCAUUAUACAAAGGACUCGGCCCUACAGUAUUACGUACAUUUCCAGCAACUGGUGCCUUGUUCCUUGCCUAUGAGACAACCAAGACUUGGCUUGGAUAUGGUGCAGACAAAUUUCUGUGAUAAUAAAAGAGAUUUAUGCCUUUUAGAAAGAUAUAUAACUAUACUUAACAAAUCUGAGUUGGAAAAUUGUCUUAGUUUACAUCAGCUAACAUUCAGGCAAGUGUGCGCCUGAAUGCACUGUAAUGAUACCUUGUUUAGGUUUGACAUUGCUUUAUCUGGUUUUACAAUUUAUUUUUACACAGAAAACUAUUGUAUCAUUGAAGAUACAAAGUUUUGCCCACAACCAAAGAAUAAAAGACACAUUAUUAGGUUGACAUUUAAGUUUUAUUUCCUGAAACUUUUUUUCAGCGGUUACUACCCUGUUGUUUAAAACCCCCUUUCUGACCUAGAAAUUUUUUAUGAAAUAAUUUAACAUGAUUCUUUAUUUCUGUAACUAUUUCAAUUUGUCUGGAAAUAAUAAUAAUGCAAAAUCUGUAAAGAAAUCGAUUUCAGUAUUUCUGUAAGUGCAAAACUUUGCUAGCUCCAUCAUAGAUUUUAUUUACAUAAAUCAGAAUAGUAAUUUUCAAUAUUUUCUUUGCUAACAUGAUUUUAUGAACAGGGCUUUCAGGGUAUUAGUUGGAUGAGAGAAUUAACUGACCUAUUGUCAUACAUUUGUUAUGUAUUUUGUUACAAGAUUUGUUUUGUUGCUUUGAUAUUUUAAGUAAAUACAAAUAUAUUAGGUUAUUAGUAAAUCUUUCUCCUCGUUUUUUUAAGUGCUUUUAUAUCUUUACUCUUGUUACAGUGAUAACAUUUUAGUAAUUACAAUAUAUGAGAUUUUUUAAUGUUUAAAAAGUGCUAUUUUUAUAUUCUAUCUAAAGAGUUAUACCCAUUAACCCAUUACAUACUGAAUAUCUUAAAUGGACUAACCAAUCUUUUAAUCUGGAUAAAACCGUUCAUUUUUAGGGAAAAUUUCAAUAUAAGUACUGACAGGAUAGUGAACAAUGCAGACCAUGAUCAGACAGCAUGGAUGUGCCAGCUGAUCUUGGAUUGUACUGGUCACAUGGGUUAGAAUCUGUAGCUGCCAGUAUCAGCUUAGGGUUAUAAGUUUCUAAAAGUAUACGGUAGAUUCAAGAUAUCAUUUUUUUGUGCUGCAUGCAAAAAAAAGAGAGUAAAGAACUGCACCUGAUAGAAAAAAAGGUAUUGUUUGUGUUCUUCCUUUAGUGGGUGUAUCUAGCUGUGAUGUGUUGAAGUACAAUAAUAUUGUAUUUGUAAAUUAUCAUCACAAUCACGUAUUAGUAUACUGGAUACUCGUUAAUAAUAACAUCCCAAUAGUGUUACAUUUUCCUAAAGGGGGUGUUAAUUAAAGUAUAAAAAAGUUAAAUAUUGUCGAAAUAAACAUUUUUUUCCCCUGUUUUUGUGUUAUUUUCUGCCUGAUUAAAUAUUCCAGAAGCACCAGCUGUAUUUAAAUAGUGUUUAUUUACUUGUAUUGAUAAUAAAGCAGUAAUUCAGGGUGGGUAGGGGAUGCAUUUGUUAGAAAAUAUACAGUAUAAGAUAAAGGAA